Messenger RNA from Hymenoscyphus albidus, 1305 nucleotides. NCBI's taxonomy places the organism in Eukaryota, Fungi, Ascomycota, Leotiomycetes, Helotiales, Helotiaceae. The record is from the annotation of a GenBank genome assembly.
CUUUGGACGCGCAAGGUGUCGAUAAUAAUCAAGGCCAGGGGAGAGCGAGCCGCAGAAAGUAAAGAACAACGACACUCCUCUUUACCUUCUUCUAUUCCACGCCGCCACUUAACUAUACUCGAGCGCACCCUUUUUGAACGAUACGGACUUUCCACGACGAGAGUUGUGAGGAGAGAUUGCGAGGAUGGAUUCGAUUGAGCCUGAACAAACCCCUUUUGCGGCCGUUUCCGCGCAUACGUCGAGGAUUACACGGGUGAGUUUGCAUAUUAGUGCGGAUGGAGUUAGAUGGCAGAUGCACGGAUUAGAUGGAGUUGGAUAGUUUUACAGACGGGAGGCUGAUAAAGUGGACGUGAUAGCAAUACCAAGCAUGGCUCGAUAAAUCAACACCCUACGUUACCUACCGAUGGAUCGGAACUUUCACACUCCUCUGCCUCUUCUUCGUUCGCAUAUUCGUUGCUCAAGGAUGGUAUAUUGGUAUGCCUCUCCUUUUCUUCUAUCUUCCGAACUCGCAAAUUAACUCGUCGCAGUCGCAUAUUCCCUAGGAAUCUACCUCCUCAACCUCUUCCUUGCCUUCUUACAGCCUAAAUUCGACCCCUCCAACGAAGCUCUGGAUGCUGACAUGGAGGACGGCUCCGUUGGUGGGCUUCCUAUGAAACAAGACGAGGAGUUCCGUCCGUUCAUUCGAAGACUGCCAGAGUUCAAGUUCUGGGAGAGUGCAACGAGGGCGAUUACCAUUGGAUUUGCUUGCACUUGGUUUGUGAUCUUUGAUGUGCCUGUUUUCUGGCCGGUGUUGGUGGUUUAUUGGUUGAUUCUUUUUACUUUGACGAGUAAGUUGUCUUUUAUUACUCUCAUGGAAGGUUUAUGGCGAAGCGCAUUUCGAGAUCAGGGGAGAGUUUCCAGAGCAUUUGAAAGCACAGUGCUAAUGAAGUUUCGAUGGUAGUGCGAAGACAGAUUCAGCAUAUGAUUAAAUACCGCUACGUACCUUUCACCUUUGGCAAGGCGAAAUAUACCAAGGACAGCUCAUAAGCUAUUCCAUCCCCGACCGGGACGAUGAACAUCCAGUGAGCGUGAUGGGACCACGGGACAUAAUGAUGCCGAUGAUUCGAUUGUGGGGAUGGGAUGGACGGACGGACGGACGGACGGACGGAUCACGCAACCUUGUACAAAUACCAAAAUGGGAACCCUUUUCUCUUUCCGUGUAGCAUCAGAAUAUAUCAUAUUCACGAAUAAAGAGAGAAAGAGAGAGAUGGGAAGCAAAAGGAGAGGCGUGUACAGGUACAUUUGGAGACAUGUCUGCUCUUCUGG